Messenger RNA from Alternaria atra, 1005 nucleotides. RefSeq lists its product as uncharacterized. Gene Ontology annotation, molecular function: DNA-binding transcription factor activity, RNA polymerase II-specific; RNA polymerase II cis-regulatory region sequence-specific DNA binding. Bases 1 to 1005 code for a protein of 334 amino acids. The transcript has 4 exons. The record is from RefSeq and is a predicted model, not a curated record. Gene Ontology annotation, biological process: regulation of transcription by RNA polymerase II. Lineage: Eukaryota; Fungi; Ascomycota; Dothideomycetes; Pleosporales; Pleosporaceae.
AUGCUGCCCAAGUUCCGCCUGCGCACCGUCACUCCCGAUGAAAUCGUCGACAAUCGCGACGAAAUUAGACCGUCUGUACAUCCGAGCAACACUCUGACAGAAUCACAGAAUCACCACAUGCGCAGCUCUCCACCUAUUCAACCAGGGGAGCAGAACUUCCCUGGCAAACUUCCGUCCUUUUCGGAGUUCCUCCAUACUACACGGACUACCACGCCACCCCGGACUCCUCAGCGUCGGAAUGAUUCGGCUGAGAGCUCUCCUCAUGUCCAACCCCAGUUUGACGAUGUAACUUGGUCUGAGAGCAAGCGAAGGCGUGUCGACACUCUCGGCGACAUUUAUGAGCCGCCUGUAGUGCAGGCCCGCCGCAUGAGCGGUCCCAUUGACCCUGCCCUUGCCGGUUACUCCCCCCACAUACCUCAACAGCAUGCAGUACAGCCCGUCGCAUCUAGCAUGCAUCACCGUUCGAGUCAUUCAUACGUGCCACCACAACAGCAAACCAUGCCUCUGAACCCGCACAUGCGACACCAGUCAUCGCCAGCCCCCCAAGGCCACAUGUCUUACGCGCCUCCUUCUCUCCAACAACCUAUCGGACAGAGCCCUUUCCAGCAACCCAUGGUUCAGCAAGGCGCCAUGUACGAGGCACGGCAUAGCUACUAUCACGAGCCCCAAGCAGCUGUCUAUGGCGGCUACGACCGACCGACCGAAUCUUACUUCGCUCGCGCUGGCUAUCCAAGUUACGACACAUCCUAUAGCGACAUUCGCUUCCAACAGCAUGUUGGCCUUGACCACAACGCAUUCAACAGGAAGCGCCGAGGCAAUCUGCCAAAAGAGGCUACGAACCUGCUAAAAGACUGGUUUGCCGCCAACCGAACAUCACCAUAUCCCACCGAAGACCAGAAGAUGGAGCUUUGCAAUCGGACUGGAUUGAGUCUCAACCAGCGCACUGCUCGCAGAACAGGCACGGAAGCUGUCAAAGUCUCAACGGAUAAAGACGUAAUAGGAUGA